AUGGAAGAAUGGUGGAAAGAUACUGGCAAUCCGCGAUGGACGAUGUAUGAAAAAACACCGAAGGAUGUUGUAUGUCCGUGUCGAAAAUGCAAAGGAGGAGUCAGGCUCGACCCCUUUAAGGGUGGUAAAUUCAAGGCGCACCUGCUCAUGCAUGGUUUCAUGGAUGGUCAUACUCGGUGGAUAAGUGAAGAUGAUGAUGAUGAUGACGUCGACGGGGGAGGAAAUAACGACAUGGGGCUAGACGAAGAUAUGACCGAUUAUGGGCCCCAAGAAGAAGACGGCCUCGGAAAUGGCGAUGGCGAAGAGGCAGUACAAGGAGGAGAAGACGCGGACACGUCGCCAUCUUCUUCGCUACUAAGUUCAGCCAUGCGGGACCCGCAUGUUCGAGACCUGCUUCGCAAGAAGACGACUAGCGACAGAGCUGCUUCUAGAGAGGAGGCCAAACUGGCACAACUGAAGGUAGACUCGAUGACUCCUUUGUAUGUGGUUACGAUCCUGAGACGUUUAGACGCUUAUUUUGAGGCAGAGAAAUACUUAUGUCUGCCCAUGGAGUCAUCUAAAAUUGAUGCCAGUGACAAGCAUCUGGAGAGCUACCUGACAUUGGGUUUGACAGUAUCACAGUCAAAGAAAGGAAGUACCAAGUUUCCUAAGGUCCUGUCGCUUCUUGCCACAUAUCUGGGCCGAUCAGUUCAGAAGAAUGAAGAAUUACUGGGUUCUAAUGGAAUAAAGGAGUCGACCACUAUUUUUCAUGGCCAGAAGGUGCCAGAUCUCAGUAUACAGCUCUAUGCAGAACGCAUUUUCAAAUAUGCCGAGUGCAGUCCAUCUUGCUUUGUGUUGGCACUUGUCUACAUGGAGAGAUAUCUACAGCAGCCAAAUGUGUACAUGACGCUCUUCAGCGUUCAUCGCUUGCUAAUUACAAGUGUGGUGGUUGCUGCCAAAUUCACAGAUGAUGCGUUUUUCAACAAUGCAUUCUAUGCCAGAGUGGGAGGAAUCAGCACAAUCGAGAUGAAUCGGCUUGAACUGGAUUUGUUGUUUAAUCUGGACUUCAGGCUGAAAGUGAACCUAGGGACAUUCGGGAGCUACUGCUUGCAGCUGGAGAAACAUGCACCGGUGUCACCAGAGAGACUGCCUGUUCAGGUUCAUUGUGUCAGUGUCAAAGGAUCUAAAGAUUUGGGCUAUAGCAGCAGUGGUAGCGCCGACGAAUUUUGCCAGAGCAAGCUUGUUCGCCAAAGCUACAGCAGUCAGGCUCUCCAAGGAUGCAGCUGA
Molecule: messenger RNA, 1266 nt
Organism: Triticum turgidum subsp. durum (durum wheat)
Lineage: Eukaryota; Viridiplantae; Streptophyta; Magnoliopsida; Poales; Poaceae
Source: the annotation of a GenBank genome assembly